AUGACUAAGGUUCUGCAUCCCGGCCUAAACCCGUUCACGCCUGAUCUCUUGAUCAUCUGCCUGCCGCCCCCCUUGUCCUGGCUCCGUCCGCACCACCGAGCGCUGUGCUCCACCAAAGACCGAAUUCGUCUCCCUUCCAAUAUCCCUCUGCGUACCAUCCAGCCGCGACACGAUCGCAACGCUUCCGACGCCCAGCACCACCGCCACCCGUCCUCUCGGCUCUCCUCCGCCCCCGUCCCCCGUCCUGCCGACGGACAUUUCCGCAGUUCGUCCUCCGAGUCGGAGUCGUCCUGGACCGACACGGGCGACAUUGGCGAUCGCUACGACGACCUCGACGACCCCGUCCGCCUCCAGCUCCCCGAAGAUAUCGAGGCCGAGCUCCUCGCUGCCGUUCCCAAGCAUCGUCAACGACCCGACCGCGCCGCCAAAAAGGUCCGCAUCCGAAGUCCCUCGCCCAAUAGCCGACAUCGAUCGCCGUCUAGCCACUACCACAUUGACAAGGACACCAUCCGCAUCCCCAACCCGCGACCACGUCUUCCCACUCGCGCAGAACGCUGCCUCGGCUCCAUCAUGGCUGGCCGAACCGGUGGCCUUCAUGGCCUGACGGGCAAGCCCCUCCUCAUUUUUGUUUCAUUGGGCGUGUUUCUCUUCGGCUAUGAUCAAGGAGUCAUGUCCGGCAUCAUCACCGGCCCGUAUUUUAUCGACUACUUCGGCCACCCCUCCAAGGCCGCAGUAGGAACCAUGGUUGCCAUUCUCGAAAUCGGUGCCUUUAUAUCCUCGCUAAUUGUCGGUCGUCUUGGUGAUAUCAUUGGCCGUCGAAAAACCAUCCUUUACGGUUCUUGCAUCUUCUUCGUUGGCGGUGCUCUCCAGACUCUGGCAUCCACCCUGGCCAUGAUGAUGCUCGGUCGCAUCAUUGCCGGUCUUGGUGUCGGUAUGCUGUCGACGAUUGUGCCUGUCUACCAAUCCGAAAUCUCGCCGCCGCACAACCGAGGAAAGCUCGCCUGUAUCGAAUUUUCUGGUAACAUUAUCGGCUACACCACCUCAGUUUGGGUCGAUUACGGCUGUGGGUAUAUCAGGAGCAAUUUGUCAUGGCGUAUCCCCUUGCUCAUGCAGUGUGUCAUGGGCGCCUUGCUCGCUGUCGGUAGUUUGGUCAUUGUGGAGUCUCCCAGGUUCUGUAGAUGGCUAUUGGACACCGAUCAAGACGAAGAAGGCAUGGUUGUUAUUGCCAACUUAUAUGGCGCCGGUGAUAUUCACAGCAGCAACGCUCGCGACGAAUACAAGGAGAUAAAAAUGUCCGUCUUGCUGCAACGCCAAGAGGGCGAGCGCACUUAUGCCGAUAUGUUUCGACGAUAUCGCGCCCGGGUCUUCAUUGCCAUGUCCGCACAAGCUCUCGCCCAGCUCAACGGAAUCAAUGUCAUCUCAUACUAUGCACCCUAUGUAUUUGAGUCCGCUGGCUGGGUUGGCCACGACGCUAUUCUCAUGACGGGUCUGAAUGGCAUCACGUACUUUCUCUCAACAAUUCCUCCUUGGUAUUUGGUUGAUCGAUGGGGCCGUCGUCCUAUUCUCCUCUCCGGCGCCGUCAUGAUGGCUAUUUCACUCUCGCUCAUUUCCUACUUUAUUUACUUGGACGUCAAGCGCACUCCUCAGAUGGUUGUCUUAUUCGUCAUGAUCUACAAUGCCGCUUUCGGUUACUCAUGGGGCCCUAUUCCCUGGCUGUACCCCCCUGAGAUCCUUCCGCUCAGCAUUCGAUCCAAGGGCGCUAGUCUAUCCACCGCCACCAACUGGGCAUUCAACUGGCUGGUAGGUGAAAUGACGCCUAUCCUGCAAGAAUGGAUCAAGUGGCGCCUGUAUCUCAUCCACGCAUUCUUUUGCGUGGUGAGUUUUGUUAUUGUUUACUUUACGUACCCCGAGACUUGUGGUGUUCGUCUUGAAGAAAUGGACUCUAUAUUUGGGGAUGCUAGUACCGUCCACGGAGCCCCUUCUAUCCAAGACGAAUCGGCCUCUCUCAUGCGCGCCGGCUCUCCUAUUGGCGGAGCUGGCCUCCCCAUUGACGAGGAUGACGACGACAGAAAAUCACAGAUCCAGACCAGCGGUGGCGAAGACCGCAGUGUCGGCGCUUGGCUCAAUAGAGUGGUAAGGGGCCGUUCUGAUAGCCGAGGCAGCGGUCGCAGCGGCCGCAGUGGCCUCAGCACCCAAGGUCGUUAUGCGCCGAUUGGCCAGCAAGAUGAUAGAGCCAGAAGCGGUAGCGGAAACCGAAGGUAG
Molecule: messenger RNA, 2262 nt
Organism: Cordyceps militaris CM01
Lineage: Eukaryota; Fungi; Ascomycota; Sordariomycetes; Hypocreales; Cordycipitaceae
Product: MFS monosaccharide transporter, putative
Exons: 7
Coding region: 1-2262 (753 amino acids)
Biological process (GO): carbohydrate transport; transmembrane transport
Cellular component (GO): membrane
Molecular function (GO): carbohydrate:proton symporter activity
Source: RefSeq, a predicted model, not a curated record